GGCAUCGUUAAGCGCUGUGCGCGAUUGUCACUCCUGGUAGCCUGUAAUAACGGCCUCGAGUCAACAGCGGGCAGAAGGGAGUCUAAGGGUGAUGAGUCAGGCCGUUGGGCUAAGGUCAACCCUAAGGCACCUCGGGACCACAGGUACAAACCCCCAGACCCCCAGGAAGGGGGCUGGGGGAUAACGUCAUUCCCAAGGCCCCUCCAGACGGUUCCAGAAGGGAGGAGUGGCUAGGGCGGAGUGAGCCAGAAGCGAGUUUCAAAGAAGGUCCCCUGAAAGGGACCGGCAGUUGUCGUCAAGCAGAAGACCUUGUCAGGGCCAGGACCGAGUGGGCCAGUGGUCGGGACCCGAGGACCUUGGCUAGGUCGGGUCAGGCUAGCCUCCCCUAGGUCCCUCUAGCCGGAGGGCUGAUAUAUAGAGAGUGGUCCCAGUGAUUAGGACACGCUCGCCCGGAGGUUAUACCUCCCCAGGGUAUUGGGUGGAAGGGGCCGAUACCCCUUUGUGUCAGGAACCUUGUGUUACUGUUGUUAUAAAUAAACAUGUUGCCUCCAGAAGAAGUGAAGUCUUCUCAAGCAAUGGAAUCGGUGUCUCUGCAACAACAAAGGAACAGACCGGUGCAUGUAUUGUUUGUACAGCUUGUAUGGCUUGUACUGUUUGCAUUUGUUAUCAUUGUGAUAUCGACGUUCAUAUUGAAAGCAGGGUUUGGUCGGUAUCCUGCAAAAUCCAGUCAGAAUUGUUUAGAACUAAGUUCCAACCGCUGCCGAAUCGCACGACCGAACCAGGACUCCAUUGUACCUGCAUCUGAUCCACCUGGCACCGAAAGCAAUGACGGCUCUUUCUGCGUUAGAAACAUCGCAAGAGAGACUUGGAUCAAUAAAACCUACGCCAAGCUAACAUCUGGGAAACCUCCCUCGACGUCGGAGAAGAAAGAGAGGUGGCACAAUUUGACGUGCAGUCACCGGUCGAGCAGCUUCUUUGAGGUGGUGGAUACGAACAAAAGGUUACAUUGCGGGGGUUACCUGACAGUCACUGUGUCCAUGCGGGACGCGCACGGCAAACCCAAGCUGUACGGCGGCGACUUUAUUGUGGGGAGGCUUUUCAACAGUGAGCUGGGUGCGGCCGUGUCGGGGAGCGUGCACGACAUCGGCAACGGCUCCUACCGGCUGAGUUUUCCGCUGCCCUGGACUGGCAACGCAACCAUCGCCGUGCGGCUGCUACACUCAAGAGAGGCGGUCAACGCCCUGAACUACGUGCGCGAGAAUUUUCCAGAGAAGAUAGCCUUCCAGGCCGUGUUCCGCAAGAUACCCGAGUCACCCAAGACCACCAAUUGCUACAUGACCAGCGUGGAGAACUUAAACCUCCCCAGCAGCAGUAAGGAUCGAGGCGAUAGAGGUGGUGUUGUAGAUGAUGCCGAAAGAGAUGGAAACAUUUGCAGCCUGACCGACUCCAAGCUGUGCGAACCCUGGUUGUGCAUCAAGCCAAAUACAUCCCUGUGCAAGUCUCUUCAACACUUACAUUCUUAUAACUACGAGGCAAUCCCUUGGGGAGAUGAGUACCAGGAGCUUUUUGAAAGUGAAAAAGCUCAAGAACCUUUGAAGGCAAAUGGGCAGUCGCAGAUUUUUGUUGAAAAUAAUGAUAGGGUGAUCCCGUCCCAGCAUCGGUGUGAACCCGUGAUGUCGCUUCAGCCCUCUGGCCACUACUUCAGAAAUGAGUGGAACCCGCUGGGGUACACACUGAAGAGGUUCAGUCGCCAGGACGUGGUCACCUGCCUGCGGGGAAGACAGGUCUUGUUCUUCGGAGACUCCACCAUCGUCCAAUGGUGGAACCACUUGACCGCCAUGGUCCCCACGUUCAAGAAAAUAGAUCUGCACAUACAAGAGAUACACAGGCCCUUCCACGCCAUUGACACGGUCAACAAGAUCACCAUGAGGUACUUCCCACACGCAUACCCCUUCAUCUGCGCCAAGCUGCAGCGCGCUGUCGACUUCACUCCCUGCGCCAAUGCCAUCGACAACCUGCGGGGUGGGAAGGACACGGCGUUGGCUCUGGCGCUGGGUCCCCACUUUACACCAUUCCCGCUGCGCGUCUUCCUGGCGCGAAUCUUCAACAUCCGCGAGGCCGUGAUCGGUCUGCUGAAGCGCAGCCCCAAAACGGCCGUGGUGAUCAGGCUGGUGAGCACACGAGAGCUCAUCCUCGAUUAUGCACGCUUCAGUAACUGGUUUCUGUUCAAGUUUAAUGAGGCCCUGAGGGCCGCAUUCCAGGACAUCAAAGGCGUGGCUUUCGUAGAUGCAUGGGACAUGACGGCAUCGGUGGAUUCUUACCAGCUUCACCCAAACAGCGUUAUUGUCAGCAACCAGGUCAACGUCUUCCUGAACCACAUCUGCAAGCAAGGUUAAUGACACUAUGUAAAAUUACAUAUCGAGGAAAGGCUUAAUGAUUCUUGACUAAUUUUCAGGAGGGGUAAAGGUGGGACGUGUGGACAACGUCCAAACGUGUUUGCUGGACACAGGAAUUAACACACCCAGGAGACUCCUCGUGGCCUGGUUCUGGAGUGGGGGGGGGGGGGGGUGUGGGAUUGGGGUGUAGUGAGGUGAGGGUAUUGUAUACGGCCCUUUUUCCACAAUUAAUAUCCAUAAGAAUAUUGACCGAAAGAUACAUAGAGAUUUUUUAGUGACAAAAAUUCAUUAAUAAAAACACGUAAGCCAGUCACACAGGAAAACCAAAUGUCGUUCAUAAACAAAGCCAUAAAUAAAUAAAGGAAUAAUAAACUCUCGAGGCAAGGAUGUUAACAGCCAUCUGCGAAAAUCACCAGAUGAACAAAGCUGUUUGAUGUGACCCUAAAGAAGGGUCACCCAGAGGGGAGCCCCUCAGGAGGGUAGACACAUUGGUGCCACUCGCUUGAACCAAUUUGUUUCUUCCAUUACUAUUGGGGUAACGUUAAAGUUCAAAUCCCAACAACCGGAAUAAGCUAAAAUUAGCGAUCCUCACGCUCACUCCAAUUAAGACCAGGCCACCAGAUACAUCAGUGAAUCAUUACCCAAUUAUUAAUUCGAUAUCAAAUGAUUUUCACCUUUAAUACUUUUACUGUUAAAUCACAAGCUUGGGGACAGAAAUACCGAGUCGCAUCAAGGGUUUUCGAGGAGAAAUGAGGCGAACGGGCAAACUUACGAAACGAGUUAAACAAUAUUACAAGAGACUCCCGACCGUCUUUGUCUCUCACGCAGCGCGAGAGAGAAGGGAAUUUCACACCGAUGUGCGGGGCUUAAUAAUGGCCCCACCCCACCCCGCAAACACGGGCAGACAAGUCACUGGCAGCAAAGCCAGGCGAGCAAGCUUUAAGUUAAAGAAAAAUACAAAAUAUAUGUGGCAUACAUAACAUUAAUAAUAACGUGUUCACCUCAAACGAUAUUCCAUAUUAUAACCUUACAGAACCAAGGGAUAUGUCACAGACAAUCAAGAAACGGACCUCUUAAACUCAGGAUAAAUUUUUUAUAUAUAUAAUAAUAACUCUAUCAUAAUGCGAAUCUCAGUAACCCGAGAGGUGCGUCGGGAGGACAGAGUUACAAAUCACGAGCCUUGGUGAACAUAAGACCAAAUGGUAUUUGAGAAACAUUCAACCGAGGGCAACGGAGAGAGAGAUCCCGGCCGCCUUUGUCUCUCCACGCAGCACGUGAUAAGAAUAUGCAUACGCUCAAGAGAAAGCAUCUUCACUUGAAAAUAAAAUCAAAUACCCUAAAUCACAAACAUAAUCAUAGAUGCGAAUGGUACGAUACCAACUCUAUCGUACCUGUGAUGGGAUAAAUGUUAAACUUUAAAACUUUACCAUUUCUUUGUGCGAAGAAAACUUGUACAAGGGGGGGGGGGGGGGGGGGGGAACCCGCCCCUCCCUCCGGAUGGACAGCGUAGACAGACAGACGCCUUCGAAAUGAAUUGAAGCGCCUGUUUCCUUUGAUGGUUUAUGGCUUGAGGAAGACCCGAACAGAACCAUGUCAUAAAUGACACACUCACACAAACUAGAUUUGAAGCUUUCGUGACUGCA
Molecule: messenger RNA, 4039 nt
Organism: Petromyzon marinus (sea lamprey)
Lineage: Eukaryota; Metazoa; Chordata; Hyperoartia; Petromyzontiformes; Petromyzontidae
Source: RefSeq, a predicted model, not a curated record